Anthostomella pinea is the source of this 3768-nucleotide messenger RNA. Lineage: Eukaryota; Fungi; Ascomycota; Sordariomycetes; Xylariales; Xylariaceae. The record is from the annotation of a GenBank genome assembly.
AUGGAGCGUCCUGCCUCUGGCUCUGGGGACGAUGACCGACAAGAAUCGCCCGCCAAUUUGAUCAGCCAGACCAGCCAGACGAGUGACACCAGCAGCAGUUCAACUUCAAGGGACAGGCUCGACUCACUCGGCGAGUUCAGCGCCCUCGCCGUGACCGAGAUCCUGGACCAGGACUCCCGUCCGACUUUCGUUAUUGAUCUGGAUCCCGACGACGACGCUCCUCUUCCCCUGACUGGGCUGGCGCCACUCUUUUGCAACUCGGCACUGUGCCUGCACGAGCAACUGCUCGAUGUCAUCACUGGCAACUGCAGCGAGGCCGAGUCGGCGACGGGCGCCGCCUACCAAGACUUCAAGUCGUGGGCUACUGGUGUGACGAAACAUGACGACUCCAAGGAUUGCUUCCCACUCAGCUUCCUGUAUGCCGACAUGCUGUGGACAGGAUCCACCGUCAGGAAGCGAUGGCGACUGGUCAGUGGCAAUCUGUGGAAUACCGGGCUGCAUGUUCACGAGACGUCUCUUUCUUUGGAUCGUCAGUCGCAUGGGUCAUUCGAGGACGCACCCAUGACGCCUCCAGCGGUAGCCACUGCCGACACUCUGACCACCUCGACCACGACUACGCUGGUAGGGUCGAAACAGCACCCGGAGACCUCGAACCCCCUUACGAACUCUAGCAGCACCGGCGAAUCUUCCCAGACCAAGACAGUGACACUUGGAGCUCCGGAAAGGGCAUGUCCGGAUUGGACUGUGCGAAAUCCCAAGGGCUUGGUGUCCGACCACAUUGCCAUUGCCAGGGCUGUGAAUUGGGAAGCCACAUCGUUAGGCCCUAUGGAUCACUGGUCGCCCGAGUUCCGUCAACUUGUCAACCUUCUCAUGAACAAUCCUUUUCCCGCUUCCAUUUUCUGGGGCGCUGACUUGACUAUGCUUUACAAUGAGGCAUAUGCCAAUGAACUCGCUGGGCUCAAACACCCCAAUAUGAUGGGGACUUGCUUCUCGGGUCCCUUCUCCGAGGCUUGGGAGGUAGCCAGUGGACCGUUUAGCCACGUUGCUCGCACAGGUAUCGCUUUCCAGAAGGAGGACGAAUGCAUACCUAUACAUCGUCAUGGCUUUCUGGAAGAAUGUUUCUUUUCCUGGUCGCUGACGCCGCUGCACGGGGGGACAAAAAAGAUCCUAGGCUUUUACAAUGUCCCUUUUGAGACAACGAAAACUGUCCUGGCCAAGCGGCGAAUGGAGACCGUCAACAGAGUCGGUAGUAAUCUUUCCAGGGCUCGGGGUAUUAAGCAAUUCUGGAAACUACUUCUAGACGCCCUAGACGACAGUCAUUACGAUAUUCCAUUCGCGUUGGUAUACUCUGUCGGGGACUCCGAGGAGAAUGAUAUGUCAUCAGUGUCAUCCGGUAGCAGCAUGUCUAUGAAGACUUGCUUCUACGAAGGCUCCAUCGGCAUUCCGGAAAACCACGUCGCGGCUCCCCGCCAACUUGACCUCAAGCGAAGUCGCGAGGGUUUCAUACCAGCAUUUCGUGAGGCAAUUCGCACUCGCGAGCCCACACUGCUCCACACGCGUGACGGGAGCCUUCCCAAAGCACUGCUGGAAGGUAUCGAGUGGCGCGGCUCUGAGGAUCCAUGCUCCCAGGCCAUUAUCUUCCCGGUCCGGCCAACCGAAGGGGACACUAUUCUUGCUUUCCUUGUGGUUGGCGUAAAUCCACGCCGGCCGUACGACGAUGCUUACAAGGCGUUCACGAGUAUGCUUAACCGACAGCUAGCAACCUCGUUGGCCUCCUUCAUGCUCUUUGAAGAGGAAAUGAGUCGCAGUAGAUAUGCUGCUGAAGCGGCGGCUUUGGAAGCACAGCAACUGUCUCAGCAACUUGCCGUACAGACUGAUCGUCUCCGGAGGAUGACCGAGCUAUCUCCUCUAGGGAUGUUCUUGAUCGACCCUGAUGGCGUAUUGCGCGAGGGCAACGAUCGUUAUUUCGAGAUGACUGGUCAUCCCAGACACGAGAAAUCCGAGAAAUCAUGGAGAUGGCAGAUCGAGGACAGCAGCUUGGAGACCUCGGAGACCGCCUGGCACACAAUGGCCGUCGAUCACCAACCCUGGACGGGCGAAUUACAGAUGAAGAAAUUGCUCGUGAACCCAAUCGGCCUCAACGGAGAAGAUAUAGACUACUGGGUUAUGGUCAACGCCCAACCCGAGUUCACUGCGGAUGGCUCCCUUCGAUCGAUUAUGGGCUCGAUCACGGACAUAUCCUCAUUGAAAUGGGCACAGGGUCUUCAAAAUCGUAGGUUGAAAGAAUCUGAGGAGACAAGGCGGCAGCAGAACGAGUUCAUCGACAUCACGUCCCAUGAGAUGAGAAAUCCUCUCAGUGCCAUUUUACAGUGUGCUGACGAUAUCUCGGCCACGCUGAUGAAUCACCGCGCCAGAGGGAGUCCACCGUCGCGCGAGGAUGUUGAGGGCUGUAUGGAAGCAGCGAAUACGAUAUCCGUAUGCGUGCAACAUCAGAAAUCAAUUGUCGACGAUAUCCUUACCGUCUCCAAACUCGAUUCCAACCUUCUACUCAUUACGCCUAUUGUGGCAAGACCGGCUGAGGUGGUCGAACGGGCUGUCAAAAUAUUUGAGCCUGAGCUGCAGGCCAAAGACAUCCGCAUGUCUCACGAAGACAGCCUCUGCCUCGGAGAAGUUGUGGUGGACUGGGCGAAUUUCGACCCCAGCCGAGUGCUCCAAAUACUAAUCAACCUCAUAACGAACGCCAUCAAGUUUACAGCUGCUUCGACUACACGCAACAUUACGGUGUCCGUAGGAGUAUCACGGGAGCCUCCUCUCCAGGCCGACACUCCCAAUUUCCAGUAUAUCCCACCCAAGACGAUAAGCCCGAAUCUAGUUGCUGGCGAGGAGUGGGGCAACGAAGAGGUGCUAUACUUUAGUUUUCUGGUAAGGGAUACUGGAUGUGGUCUCACACCUGAAGAGAUUAAGAUUCUUUUCACUCGAUUCUCCCAGGCGUCCCCUCGAACCCACGCGCAGUACGGGGGAAGCGGACUCGGGCUCUUCAUUUCUCGCCAGCUUGCAGAGUUACAUGGCGGGCAGAUUGGUGUCGCUUCCGAGGCUGGAGUCGGAAGUUCCUUUGGAUUUUUCAUAGCGGCACGCAAGGCGACGCGUCCUGCUGUCGAUACCCAAACCGAGCUCACAGCCAAGGUCAAGCGUCAAAUCGGCCGUCAGCAGUCGUUCGUACAACAAGUAUUGCCCACGCACCAAGAUCCGGCCUCCGCCAGUCUUGGAGCGGACCUCGCAGCCCCCAAAGCCGCGCCUGAGUUCAACCCACGCGACCUAGAAGUAUUGGUCGUCGAGGACAAUCUAGUCAAUCAGACCGUCCUGGUUAAGCAGCUUAAGAAGCAAGGCAUCGGCGUUAACGCGGCCAACGACGGCAUAGAAGCCCUGGCAUUUCUCGACAGCACCAUCUUUCGCAGGGCCGACGGCAAGCGGCUGUCGGUCAUCUUGAUGGAUCUCGAAAUGCCAAACAUGGAUGGCGUGACCUGCGUGCGGGAAAUUCGGAAGAUGCAACAGAGCGGCGCGAUCAGCGGCCAUGUACCCGUCAUCGCCGUCACCGCAAACGUGAGGGACGAGCAGAUAGCAGAAACAAGAAAGGCAGGCAUGGAUGAUGUGGUAUCGAAGCCUUUUCGUAUAUCACAGUUGCUCAAAAAGAUUGAGAUCUUGCUGAGGGAGGUUUCAAACGGGAACAAAACACUAGGUGGAUCAUUCAUGAGUUCCUGGGUUGCAUGA